UUUUAUAAUUUAUUUUUGGGUUUGAAAAUGACCUGAAACCUCUUCCGCUUUUAGGAAAUACAAAUUCCCCCAACCUCCUGUGCUCUUCAACAGCGGCGAUAAACCAAGAACACAGUCCCUCUCUCUUCUCUCCCUUAUAUCAAUUCCAUAGAAAAAUGUUGUUCUUCUCGUACUUCAAGGAGUUGGUCGGCAGAGAAGUGACGGUGGAGCUCAAGAACGAUCUUGCAAUCAGAGGAACUCUGCACUCGGUCGAUCAAUAUCUCAACAUCAAGCUUGAAAACACAAGGGUUGUCGACCAAGAAAAAUACCCCCACAUGAUGUCAGUGAGGAAUUGUUUCAUUAGAGGAUCAGUUGUGAGAUACGUUCAACUACCCCCAGAAGGAGUAGAUGUUGAGCUGCUGCAUGAUGCCACCAGAAGGGAAGCUCGCGGUGGCUAAAUUUAACAUUGACUUGGAUGCCGUUCAACUUCUUUUUUAGGAUUAGAAGGCCUCUGGUACUAUUUUUUUUUUUUUUUUUUUUCUUUUUAUCUCAAUCCUUUCUUCUAGAAGUACUUGUUGCACUUUUCAGUUAUAUGACAACUACCAUCACCAUGUAAGAUUGUCUGUAUCUCUACAUAUAUUUCUUGUCUAACUGCUGUUAUGUUUAUGAAGAAUCCCAUAUUCCUGGCA
Molecule: messenger RNA, 668 nt
Organism: Ziziphus jujuba (common jujube)
Lineage: Eukaryota; Viridiplantae; Streptophyta; Magnoliopsida; Rosales; Rhamnaceae
Product: sm-like protein LSM2
Exons: 3
Coding region: 156-437 (93 amino acids)
Biological process (GO): mRNA splicing, via spliceosome
Cellular component (GO): precatalytic spliceosome; P-body; Lsm1-7-Pat1 complex
Molecular function (GO): RNA binding
Source: RefSeq, a predicted model, not a curated record